GCGAAGAUCGUUUGUCAGGGCCUCAAGUCGGUGCAAAAACAUGUCCGCUCGAGCGAGGAAUUAAGAAACUUUUGCUUGAUUUCUGCCAAAGUAGCCCCAAAACAUGCCUCGUUAAGCGAUCUUGCGGUAAAUAUUGCAUUUCCUCGUAGUUUCCGAGCGAUCGCGUAGAAAUCAGACGGAGAUCAACUUCGCGAUUUCGACGAGGCUCUCUCAUCUCAGCCUUUUAGUCUUGCGCAAAUUUGGGUACAGGAAUCACCCAUGCGAUCUUUUCGAGCUGUAGUGAGAGGUUUAACUUCAAAUUAGAUUUUACCGAUGUCGAAUCCAACAGCCACACUCACAAGCUUGUGGAUAGAAGGUCAACCAAGCCCAGUGAAAAGUAACCCGGCUACUCCGGUGAAAGGAGUUGGGAAUCGGGACGCAACAGUGGUUUCAGAAGAUUUCUUGAAGUUUUACAAAGAUAGCGGACUUGAACCUUUGGCCCGAGAGGCUGGCGUAAUAGACAACAACGGAACUCUAGAUGGACUGAAAGAUUCCACCUCUCAUCCAAGAGUAAAUUCUGAUGUAGCAAGACCGACAAACAGCUCAAAUGUGAUGCCUGUGACAACAGCCAAAAUAUCACCUGUUAUUUUACCCAAGACAUCAAAUACUGCCCCAUCAGCAAUGGUGAUAGGUUCUCCUGGGUCACAUCAAGUUAUUGCUGUUGGUGGAAGUCCUAGCACACCAACCAUGAUUGCUGCUCCGAUUGUGCCAGCAAAUGCAACAGCUUCGUGGACAAGAGUAAACACAACUCCAAACAGUGGAAAGAAGAGAAGAAUGGAUUGCAUGGAAAAUAAUGACCUCUUAGAUAGUGCAGAAAGAAAACGAGGCAAAAGACUACCAAGCGCAGGUCGCUCAGGAGGUGAUAAAAGUGGAAAAGGGUUGAGACAUUUCUCCAUGAAAGUGUGUGAGAAAGUUCAACAGAAGAGAACCACAUCCUACAAUGAGGUUGCUGAUGAAUUGGUUCAGGAGUUCAGUGAUCCUGACAAACAUCUGUCACCCACAGACCAGGCUUAUGAUCAGAAGAACAUCAGAAGAAGAGUGUAUGAUGCAUUGAAUGUUCUGAUGGCAAUGAACAUCAUUUCAAAAGAAAAGAAAGAAAUUAAGUGGGUUGGUUUGCCCACAAACUCAGCACAGGAAUGCCAACAAUUAGAGGAAGAAAAAAUGGAAAGGCAAGAAAGAAUAAGACAAAAGACUGCUCAAUUACAGGAGCUGAUCUUGCAGCAAAUUGCUUUUAAGAAUCUUGUGCAAAGGAACAAACAAGUGGAAAAGGAUCAGGGUUCCCCAGCUCCUAACACAGCUAUUCAUCUGCCUUUUAUCAUCGUGAACACAAGCAAGAAGACUGUCAUUGACUGCAGUAUAUCAAAUGACAAAUCUGAGUAUCUGUUCAACUUUGACAACACAUUUGAAAUCCAUGAUGACAUUGAGGUUCUAAAACGAAUGGGUAUGGCAUUUGGUUUGGAAAAAGGACAAUGUGCUGAGGCAAACCUCCGAACCUCAAGAACGAUGGUCCCAAAAGCACUUGAGCCUUACGUCACAGAUAUGGCAAAAACUGGUCCAGUUGGACUUGCUGGAGCACUGGGCAAUCAUGCAACUCCUAAUAAAUCCUUGGGAUGUUCAGCUUCUCCACUGGUAGCAGCCACUACACGAAUGUCACCUCUUCCAGCCCCAAACACACCUUCAUCGCCUCUGGCCACCCCCUUGGCUCAAGGACAUGGAACUUCACCUGUGCCCGUGACAACCAGCCACACACGGAGUCGUACCUCAAGAACAUCAUCCAUGGCUAGUGACAGCGGACCCUCUCACCGAACUGCAUCACCUUAUUCCUUUCCCUCUUCUCCAGCUUCUGAUGCUUCUUCAGAAAUAUCACAAGAUGGAUUUAUGGACACUGAUGAUACUAACUCACAUCACUGAUUUUAUUCUGAAUGGAAGUUUUAGGAGUGUGUGUUAAAGCAAUGUAGACAACUGAAAUAUCACCUCACUCUAACAAGAGUGAUGUAUUCUGGUUUUGGAAUGCGAUGACUAAACUCAGUCUCUACAUUUCUCAAGCUUAUACUAUGCAAGGCUUUUAUAGUUUGUUUGUUUUUUGUUUUCUUUUGUUUUUUUUUUUCAACUAGAACAUCUUCUGUGGAAUGCCAGAGAACAUAAACAAGAAUGUAGUGUAGUAAACCAUACUCAAACAUGUAUGCACAUUUCGUGGAACAAAAAAAUGGGAGGAAGAUAUUAUUGUAGAUUAGUGAUGUUUUUGGCCUGAGUAAGAAGGUACUGACCAAAGAAAAGGAGUUAAUUUUGAUAUCAAUGUUCUUUGGUGUAGAUUUGGUAAAUGAGGUCACAAGUUGCAAUUUGUAAGUUUUACAUCAAUUUGUGGUAAUGGAAACAAAUUUGGAUGCAGGUCUCAAAGCAUCAAAUGGAUUUCUACUGUGUAACAUGCUUUGUGAUGUGGAAGCUUAGUUUACAAGUCUUCGCAGAGCUCGUAUUCUUUAUGAUUUUGUACUGCACCUCUCGGGCAGAGUGCAAAGAUGGGUACCAAGGCUGCAAUAAAUAAAAACAACAAACAUGUCUACU
Messenger RNA from Stylophora pistillata, 2601 nucleotides. RefSeq names its product transcription factor Dp-2. Lineage: Eukaryota; Metazoa; Cnidaria; Anthozoa; Scleractinia; Pocilloporidae. The record is from RefSeq and is a predicted model, not a curated record. Gene Ontology annotation, cellular component: transcription regulator complex; nucleus. Gene Ontology annotation, biological process: regulation of cell cycle; regulation of transcription by RNA polymerase II. Gene Ontology annotation, molecular function: DNA-binding transcription factor activity, RNA polymerase II-specific; RNA polymerase II transcription regulatory region sequence-specific DNA binding.